CUUUGCGAGCAUGACAGGACAAGAAGCAGAGAGGUUAUAUGGUUUUUGAUGCAUGGAGGAUAAUCAGGAUGAUAUUCCCGAUCCCUAAACUAUGUAAACCUCAAGAGGCGCUUUAACAUUAAAUCUAAGCCACGGAGCACUGUUUCAUCUAAAGGAUGUCUGAACGGGUGGGUGACGUUAUGAGACUGUGUUGUGAACUGUCUGCUAAUCAGCAGAUAAAAACUGCAGUAAAGCACUCUGGGAAGGGUGCAGCUGCAGCUGGAGGAUUGGCCUUUGCAGGAGGAUUGCUAGGAGGUCCCCUUGGUAUUGCUGUGGGCGGUGCCGUUGGUGGGCUUCUGGGAUGCUGGAUGACUAACGGACAAUUCAAACCACUUCCUCAGGUCAUCAUGGAGAUGACCUCUGACCAGCAGCAGAAGCUCUGUGUAGAUGUGAUGUCCAUCUUGGGCAGUAUCCAGUGGACAGAUGUGGCCCAGCUAACGACAAUGGUUAUGGGCAAUGCCUCUCUCAAACAGCAGGUGACUGCUGCCUUACUGAACUAUGUGCAUCGAGAACUUCAGGCAGAGAUACACUACGUGGACUGAGCAAGGGAUGGGGACACAGUCAUGAUUAGCCACAGCUUAUCCAUGCUUGUAUCUUUGGCCUCUGUGUGUACACAUUUGUGUGCUUGAAAUGCAUACAUGUGUCCUGUUUUUCUACCAAGCUGCAAAACUGAUAUAUUGGUUGGGAUCAGUAGUUUGUGUAUGAAGAGGCUAAAUGGAUGGCAUAUCAACUCACCAUUAAAAUGUGAAUACAAAAACGGAUGUGCAAAGACUAUUGGGUGGAGAGAUCUACCCUGGAAAUGCUGGAAAGGGGAACCCGUGAUCAUUAUCCGAUCACGUGAUUCAAAUCCAAACCUCAUCAGGGCAGGAUCGACUCCCACUGGGGUACACAUGUAGAAGUGUGAUUUUAAAUGACUGUCUCAGAAGUAGUCUGUGCAAAUAUCCUAAUGAGAUCUUGGAUAUUUAUGAUUAAUACAUUUUGUCCUUUUAGAGGAUAAUACACCAUAUUACAUGUACUGAAAGGGUAGAAUCACGAAAUUAGUACUUUUGAGACCUAUGGUUUGAUGUGUUUUUAAUACAUUUAAGUUGCAAUAACCUGAGUGAAUUACUUAAAUUCUGGUGAAAUCCAAGUAUCAGAAAUCCUGUGUCUGUUGACUUGAUAGAAUGUGAUGAACCCAGGGCCUUACCUUGUCAGAAAGGGGCUCCAUGCCAUACAUGGUUAAUGCGGUUUCACCACAAGAGCAACAAAAUUAGGACAAUGGAUAAAUCAUAAAUGAUUGUUCACCGUCAUUUGUCUGCAUUUUUCAGAGUAGCAAAUGGAAAUUGUGUCAAGUUAAUGAACUGGAUUGUGAAAUACUGUCUUUUUUUAUCAUGCGCAUAACGAACGAAGAGACAGCAACAAAUCUUGAUUUAUUGUGGGGUGGUGCCAACCACUUACCUGUAUUGUCUAUGAAAUAAACAUCAACUGAGAUAUUUAAA
Molecule: messenger RNA, 1517 nt
Organism: Clupea harengus (Atlantic herring)
Lineage: Eukaryota; Metazoa; Chordata; Actinopteri; Clupeiformes; Clupeidae
Product: protein C19orf12 homolog
Source: RefSeq, a predicted model, not a curated record